This is a messenger RNA of Zymoseptoria tritici IPO323, 470 nucleotides long. RefSeq lists its product as uncharacterized. The record is from RefSeq and is a predicted model, not a curated record. The transcript has 3 exons. Lineage: Eukaryota; Fungi; Ascomycota; Dothideomycetes; Mycosphaerellales; Mycosphaerellaceae. Bases 13 to 372 code for a protein of 119 amino acids.
GCAACCGCAAUCAUGCCUCAGGAUAUGCCGCCGACCGGCGGCUACGAGCCAGUCCAAUACCGCCGAAACCUACCCGUUCGUGGCUUCCGACCUGCCUACUACCUCCUCGGAGUGGCCGGUGUCAUGACCUACGGGUUCUACAAAGUCGGAAAGGGCAUCAGAGAGCAGAACGAAUUGGCGCGAGAGAAGAUGUGGUCGCGCAUCCACCUUAUUCCCCUACUACAAGCCGAGGAGGAUCGCGAUGCGGUGCGGAGACACUAUGCGCAGCAGAAGAUGGAGGAGGAGCUUUUGGGCAAGGCGGCACCUGUAUACUAUGGAGACCGCUUCGUCAGGCCAACGUACGCCGUGACUCCAGGGAACGUAACGAAAUAGUUGAAUGGGAAUGCGGAUCUGCAAAAGAACUGAUAUCAGGUGUCGUGUACAUACCAUACCACCAAGGAGUUGAAGGCGUCGACAAUGGAUUUGGAACC